CAAAUUUAGAUCAAUUUAUACAAAUUCCAUUACCAUCAAAUCGAACAAACGAUUAUUUUUUAUUUGAAACAAUAUUAUUUUCUGUUGGUUUUAAUUAUACAACAGGUGCAAUUGUUUUUCUUCAAGAUGAUAACGAAAAAACUUUGUCAAAUAUAAAUAAUACUUUAGGUAGUAUUCAAUAUAAAACAUAUUCAAAUGAUGAUUUUGAUCGUUUUAAUUUACAAUUUAAUCCAAAUUGUGGACCACCAUGUGGUGAUUUUGCUAAACCAGGUUUAACAGAUUCUGAAAGUCAAACAUUAUUUCCACAUGUUAUUUCAAUGUGGAGAGAUAAUGUGAAUAAAACACUUCUUAUUGAAUUAACAUUUCCAAAUGAUAUUAUUGAAAAUUAUGGUGGAAGUAAAACAUUAUGGUUAAAUUAUACAUUUCCAUUAGAUUCUCCACCAGCAAUUUUAAUUCAAUUAGAAUGGUUUAAUAAAACAGCAACUCGUCUGCCAGAAUCAAUUUGGAUUGAAUUUAAUCCAAUCUUACCUAUUACUUCAUAUACAUGUAAUCAAUGGAAAAUUGAUGUACUUGGCUAUGGUGUUGAUCCGUCAAAAAUAGUUAAUUAUGGUUCAAGACGAUUACAUGCUAUUGGGCAUGGUGGUGUACGUUUUUAUGAUCAAAUAAGUACAAGUCCAUUAUUUGCACUUUAUUCAUUUGAUGCGCCAUUACUUUCAAUUGGUUCUUCAGAAUAUUUAUUAAAUUUUGAUAAUUCAAUAGCUGAUUGUCAAGGAAUAAAUAAUAAUGGUUUAUUUAUAAAUCUUCAUAAUAAUCUUUGGAAUACAGCAUUUCCGAUAUAUUAUGAACAAGAUGCAAUAUUUAGAUUUAAAAUUGAAUUUUUAACAGAUUGGAUGCAAAUUAUUGAUAGAAAAUAA
This is a messenger RNA of Rotaria sp. Silwood2, 914 nucleotides long. The record is from the annotation of a GenBank genome assembly. Lineage: Eukaryota; Metazoa; Rotifera; Eurotatoria; Philodinida; Philodinidae.